Messenger RNA from Cladophialophora carrionii CBS 160.54, 1329 nucleotides. RefSeq lists its product as uncharacterized. Gene Ontology annotation, molecular function: monooxygenase activity; FAD binding. Bases 1 to 1329 code for a protein of 442 amino acids. The transcript has 3 exons. The record is from RefSeq and is a predicted model, not a curated record. Lineage: Eukaryota; Fungi; Ascomycota; Eurotiomycetes; Chaetothyriales; Herpotrichiellaceae.
AUGCUUGAAGGCUGGAGGUCGCUGAACAUCGCCGUCAUCGGUGGCGGUAUUGGUGGCCUCGCGGCAGCGACAUCUCUUCGCCGUGCGGGCCAUCAAGUGACCAUAUACGAACAAGCACACUAUGCCGGAGAGGUCGGCGCGUCAAUAAGCUGUGCCGCCAACGGCACACGGUGGCUUGAGGAAUGGAACGUCAACAUCUCCCUGGGCAAGACCGUGGUCCUGCAGAAACUGAUCCGACAUGACUGGAAGACCGGCGAUGUGAUAGCCGAAUACGAUCUGUCGGAUUACAAGGAUCAAUGGGGAUGGGUCUACAAUAUGUUCCACCGCGUCAAUAUGCACGAAAUGCUGAUGGACGCCGCCACCGGCCAAGGCGAGGGACCUCCCGCCCGACUUCGUCUCGACCACAAAUGCCGGUCCAUCGACCACGGACGCGGAAUCGUCACCUUCGACAACGGCGUCACGGCCCAUCACGAUAUGAUUGUCGGCGCCGACGGCAUUGGCAGCACCGUCCGCCGCACUCUGGGCAUCAUCCCCACGCGCAAGCAGUCCAGCUCAACGUGCUACCACUGCGUCAUCGAUUCGGAGGAAGUCAAGCGCCUCGGGCUCCUCGACUUGACGCCCAACUGCGCCAUCGAAUUCUGGGGCGGCGUCGGCAUUGAGAAGAUCGUCUACUCGCCCUGCCGCGCCGGCGAGAUCAACUCCUUCUACUGCUUCUUCCCGACCGAGAAGUCCGACCACGCAACCGAAGGCUGGAACCACGAGGCCAGCGUCGACCAACUGCUCGCCCCGUUUCCCGACCUCGACCCCCGGCUGUUGGCUCUGUUCAAGCACGCCAGAGAUAUCGGCCCCUGGCGAUUAUUCGUCCACGAGCCGUACACGCACUGGACCGCGGGCCGGACAUGUCUGCUCGGCGACGCCGCGCACCCCAUGCUGCCCGAUCAAAGCCAGGGCGCGUGUCAGGCCAUCGAAGACGCCGCUGCGCUGGGCCUGAUCUUCAGCCGACAGUACACCUACACGGCCGACGUGGCGGCGGGAUUGCGCCUGUACGAGCAGAUCCGCAAGCCUCGGGCGACGAAGGUCCAAGCCGCGAGCGCGCGGGCGAGGGAGAACAUCAACGAGCGGAUCGGCUUCUCGAGCCAAGGGAUCGGCUACAAGGCCGCGGUGGCAUCUGGCAAGCUCACGAUUGACGAGAUGAACCUGUACGACAUGCGACGGCACGUUGCGAGUGAGGCGGCACCGGAGCGGAUGAACGAUGCCAACGGCGAGUCAACCUAUGUGCCGCUGGUCACAUCCAUGUCCAACAUGCCGGAAAUUGCGGCCAGGAUGUAA